AUGCCAUCCACGUCCACCGACAAGAUUGCCAACGAGGCCAUUCUGUUUCAAGCUGUGCAGAAUACAAACAAAUUGAGCGUCAUGUUGAGAGCACAAGGAGACAAACAUCCUUCUCUAGCACGAUUACGACGUUACGUUGGUGAAGUGUACUCGAGUUUGUGGGAUGUGGCCAUGGCUUCAGGAACUCCCGACUUUUGCGAUGUCGUGGUAUAUCCACAAAACUUGCCCAAUGCGGCACCCGAACAAUGGAUUCACCAUGCGGCAGAUCUAGAUAGUGUAUGUAGUCAUGAUUCUAUCUGUGGUUGGGUAUCGUCAAGUGCACUGGGACGAGGACUUCAAUUUCAAUCCAACGAAGGGGAUGGGUUUGGUGGAUUGGAAGCCCAUGUACAAGCACUGAAUGCGGAUCGGACCCAACGCAAAUUGUCGCCCUUGCAAGCAAUAUCGGUGGAUCCAUGGCCAUUGGGAGCGAGUGCAGCAGCGCAAAAAGACAGUUUUGUAGAUUGGUUGGACGAUGAACACUUUGAAGAGGAGAAUGCUGAUAUUCAGAAUGACGACAACUUGUUUGUGGACGAUAGUAUGGAUGAUGAGUGUGAUACGACUGAGGAGUUUGAUCCAGAAAGUGCCUGUGAUCAACUGGGCGGAGCCCGCAUUCCUCGGAACACUCUGUACGAAAAAGUGGCUGUCGGCGGAACCUUUGACGGCAUGCAUUAUGGCCAUCGCAAAUUGCUGACCUUGGCCGUCUCCUCGGUCAAUCCCCGGAGUGGCCAACUGACGGUCGGGGUCACUGUCGAUGCGAUGCUCCAACACAAGAAAUUCGCCGAAGAGAUUCCACAGCUCGAAGCGCGCAUGGCCCAAGCCAAAGAAUUUGUGUACAGAUUGGCUCCAGGCAUGAAGAAUCGAGUCCGAGUGGUGGCAAUUUCGGAAGAAUAUGGACCACCGGGAACAGAGGGGGAAGGAGAAGACUUUGAUGCCCUGGUCUUGAGUCAUGAAACCUUGGAGAAUGGUUGCCUACUAAACCAACACCGCAUAAAUACACUGGGCUACAAACCAUUGAAGCUGUUGUGCACGCGACGGACGGAGCCGCACGGCAUGAGUAGUACAGCACUCCGGCGUAUUCGAUGGCAGCAGCAACAAGAAGCUGCUAAAACCAAAAUAUAA
Cylindrotheca closterium is the source of this 1158-nucleotide messenger RNA. The record is from the annotation of a GenBank genome assembly. NCBI's taxonomy places the organism in Eukaryota, Bacillariophyta, Bacillariophyceae, Bacillariales, Bacillariaceae.